Molecule: messenger RNA, 3031 nt
Organism: Cynara cardunculus var. scolymus (artichoke)
Lineage: Eukaryota; Viridiplantae; Streptophyta; Magnoliopsida; Asterales; Asteraceae
Product: potassium transporter 11-like
Exons: 8
Coding region: 430-2814 (794 amino acids)
Biological process (GO): potassium ion transmembrane transport
Cellular component (GO): membrane
Molecular function (GO): potassium ion transmembrane transporter activity
Source: RefSeq, a predicted model, not a curated record
CAUGCCUCCAUAUUUCUGGAAAACCUCCUUUUCUUUCUUCUUUGUCAUCUACCCGUAAUACAUCCUGUUUUUUUGUUUCUGUAGGUGGGGUUUUUGUCCUCUUCGGUUUUGUGGCUGAUAUCUAUUGGUUCGUAUUCGAAAAACCCGUAAAUAUCUUUUCUUCAGAAUUAGUGCACUAAAAGAUAAUCGAAUCCUUGGCUGAAUUUGAAAUUGUGGGUGGUCAAAUUGGAGGAACUUGUGUUUACCCCACUUGAGUUGAGGUGGUGAUAAAAUUGGGUUUCUCUUAGUGGGUUUUAUUCUAUUGGAUUGAUUGUGAAUCCACGUCAGGUGAUCGGGGUUCAUUUCGAUGGUCUUUUUUAGUUCUUGAUGCUGUUUUUUUAGUUCCAGACAAAGAGGUUUUAGGAAGUGGAUGUAGCUUGAAAUUUUGCUAUGGUGACUGAUAUGGAAGUUGAUACGAAUGGAGAGGAUGACUCAAAAGGUGGCAUGUGGGCUUUGGAGCAGAAAAUUGACCAGCCCAUGGAUGAAGAGGCGGGUAGACUAAAAAAUAUGUAUAGAGAAAAGAAGUUCUCUGCAAUUUUGCUUCUGCGACUUGCAUUUCAAAGUCUUGGAGUCGUCUAUGGAGAUUUGGGAACUUCUCCUUUGUAUGUCUUUUACAAUACUUUUCCUAAAGGAAUCGAUGAUACGGAAGACAUUAUUGGUGCACUUUCCUUGAUCAUUUACUCUCUUACCCUUGUGCCUCUCAUCAAAUAUGUUUUCAUUGUUUGUCGCGCAAAUGACAAUGGUCAAGGUGGAACUUUUGCUCUUUAUUCACUACUGUGUCGACAUGCAAAAGUCAGUACGAUUCCUAAUCAACAUCGAACUGACGAGGAAUUGACAACUUAUAGUCGCACCACAAUUCAUGAGAAUUCGUUUGCUGCAAAAACAAAGAGAUGGUUGGAAGGACACGUGUUUAAAAGGAAUGCACUUCUUCUACUUGUCCUUGUUGGUACUUGCAUGGCGAUUGGAGAUGGAAUUCUAACUCCUGCUAUUUCAGUUUUAUCGGCUUCUGGUGGCAUAAAGAUAGACCACCCAGGGAUGAGUACUGAUGUCGUCAUAGUUGUUUCGGUUAUCAUACUACUAGGUUUGUUUAGUCUACAACACUAUGGCCCCGAUAAGGUUGGAUGGCUCUUCGCUCCAAUUGUCUUGAUUUGGUUUCUUUUAAUCGGAGGAAUUGGAAUUUUCAAUAUCUGGAAAUACGACACUGGGGUGUUGCGGGCUUUUUCACCAGUAUAUAUAUACCACUAUUUUGCAAGGAGAGGAAAAAAUGGUUGGACAUCACUUGGAGGGAUCAUGCUUAGUAUAACAGGGACGGAGGCACUUUUUGCUGAUCUUGCCCAUUUUCCACUCUCCGCAAUCCAGCUUGCAUUUACAGUUGUUGUAUUCCCUUGCCUUCUUUUAGCCUAUUCUGGACAAGCAGCCUACCUCAUGCAAAACAAGGAACAUGUGUAUGAUGCGUUUUACCGCUCUAUCCCAGAGAGUAUAUACUGGCCGAUGUUUGUUAUUGCGACAUUAGCUGCUAUUGUUGCAAGUCAGGCAACUAUUUCUGCUACAUUUUCGAUAAUUAAGCAGGCAAAUGCACUUGGCUGUUUUCCAAGAGUCAAGGUCAUUCAUACAUCAAGUAAAUUUCUUGGACAGAUAUAUAUUCCAGAUAUCAAUUGGAUUCUUAUGGUUCUUUGCAUCAUUGUGACUGCUGGAUUCAAGAAUCAAAGCCAAAUUGGCAAUGCUUAUGGGACAGCAGUCGUCAUAGUCAUGCUUGCAACGACUUUCAUCAUGAUAUUAAUUAUGUUAUUAGUCUGGCGCUGCCACUGGAUUCUCGUCUUCAUCUUUGCGGCCUUAUCUCUGAUCGUUGAAUGCACUUACUUUUCCGCUGUUCUGUUCAAGAUUGAUCAGGGCGGGUGGGUCCCACUUGUCAUUGCUGCAGUCUUUCUUCUCAUCAUGUACAUUUGGCAUUACGGCACCGUGAAAAGAUACGAGUUUGAAAUGCACAGUAAGAUCUCGAUGGCAUGGAUUCUUGGUUUGGGACCAAGUUUGGGGCUUGUUAGAGUUCCCGGAGUAGGACUUGUGUACACGGAGCUCGCAAGCGGAGUCCCACAUAUCUUUUCCCAUUUCAUCACUAAUCUGCCCGCCAUCCAUUCAGUAGUUGUUUUCGUCUGCGUCAAAUACCUUCCUGUUUACACUGUCCCAGAAGACGAAAGAUUUCUCGUCAAAAGAAUCGGGCCCAAAAACUUUCACAUGUUCAGGUGCGUUGCCAGAUAUGGAUACAAAGAUUUACACAAGAAAGACGACGAGUUUGAGAAGAAACUCUUCGAUAAUCUCUUCAUGUUUGUAAGACUCGAGUCAAUGAUGGAAGGCGGGUCGGAUUCAGACGAAUAUAGCGUAUACGGCCAGCAAACUCGGCGUUCUAAAGAUUUCUUGCUGCCCGAUACCAACAACAAUACGUUUUCGUCAGUUGUAGACCUCACAGUCUCAUCGGGCGACUCGAUCGUGCCGGCGAAAUCAUCUUAUCAUGUUAAUAACUCAGGGAUGUCAUCUGGGCAGGUGAGUAGUCAUACAGAGGUCGAUGAAAUGGAGUUUCUGACGGGUUGUCGAGAUGCUGGGGUGGUGCAUAUAAUGGGAAAUACCGUGGUUAGAGCGAGGAGGGAUUCGCCGUUCUAUAAAAAGAUUUGUAUAGAUUACGUAUAUGCGUUUCUGAGGAAGAUUUGCAGGGAAAAUAGUGUCAUCUUUAAUGUUCCUCACGAGAGCCUUUUGAACGUUGGGCAGGUGUUUUAUGUGUAAAUUAUUAUUGUAUCGAAUUGGAUUUUUGGUGAGUAUAGCGUUCGUUUCUGUAGCAAGUCGAACACAACUGUUUGAAGAAAUGUGUGAUCGCUAUCGACAACCGAUACAGAAUAAAUUUGAAUCGGGAGAAGACGAAUACUGUAAUAUGUAAUGAACAAUCAAAGAAAAGCGUAUGUAAAUAAUUUACGGGUUUAAUAUGGUUCAAGUACUUUCCAGU